GUUUCCUUCAGCCUCGUUUCGAUCCCAUAAACACUGCUGGAAGUGCUGCUGUCGGCCGCGCUCGGUUUUCUCUCGUGCUUCGUCGACAUUUCAAGGCGCGCGCCUCCAAGUGAAGCGGCAGCAGCGGCACGCGCAUCUCCUUUUACAGGACAGAGCAUCUGCAGUGCUCGAGACGCUUCUGAACCAAGCUGGGCCGACACCAUGAUGCUGCGCUGUGUGAUGGAGGCGAUGUUCUGGUAGAAACCCACUGUAGACUGCUGUGGCAUCGCGCGAGGGGCCCGAACGCGACAAUGAAGCUGCUCUUUGUGGUGACACUCUUAAUGCGCGAGGCACUGUGCGGAUCUCCGAGCGUCCAGAUCGGUGGUUUAUUCCCCAGAGGAGCUGACCAGGAGUACAGUGCUUUCAGAGUUGGUAUGGUUCAGUUUGGGAUGACAGAUUUCAGGCUGACUCCACAUAUCGAUAACCUGGAGGUGGCCAACAGUUUCGCUGUCACAAAUUGCUUCUGUUCCCAGUUCUCUCGGGGUGUCUACGCCAUUUUUGGCUUCUAUGACAAGAAGUCGGUCAACACCAUCACAUCAUUUUGUGAGACCCUUCAUGUCUCCUUCAUCACUCCAUCUUUCCCAGCAGAAGGAACGAAUCAGUUUGUUCUCCAAAUGAGGCCGGACAUCAAGGGGCCACUGGUCUCAUUAGUGGAGUACUACAAAUGGGAGAAGUUUGCCUAUCUGUACGACAGUGACAGAGGUCUUUCCACUCUUCAAGUAAUACUGGACACUGCAGCAGAGAAAAAAUGGGUUGUAACAGCAAUAAACGUAGGAAACCUGAAGGAUGAGAGGAAGGAUGAAGCUUACCGCUCCCUGUUUCAGGACCUGGAAAUCCGUAAGGAGCGACGCAUCAUCCUGGACUGUGAGCAAGACAAAGUCAAAGACAUCAUGGAGCAGGUGAUCACCAUUGGCAGACAUGUGAAGGGAUACCACUACAUCAUUGCAAACUUAGGUUUUGUGGACGGCGACCUCUCAAAAAUCCAGUAUGGAGGAGCAAAUGUGUCUGGCUUUCAGAUCGUUGAUUUUGAUGAUCCUGUGGUGGCAAAAUUUGACCAACGAUGGGAAGCUUUAGAGGAAAAGGAGUAUCCUGGAGCUGAUUCACGCAUCAGAUAUACUUCAGCGCUCACCUACGAUGCGGUAAACGUGAUGACUGAGGCGUUCCGCUUCCUGCACAAACAGCGAAUAGACAUGAGUCGCCGUGGCAACAGUGGGGACUGUUUGGCCAAUCCAGCAGUGCCGUGGGCACAGGGGGUGGAGAUUGAACGAGCCCUCAAACAGGUGCGCGUGAACGGUUUAACAGGAAACAUUCAGUUCGAUCAGUACGGGAAGAGGAUCAAUUACUCUGUGACCAUCAUGGAACUGAAGAACAGCGGACCUGUGAAGAUUGGAUACUGGAAUGAGGUGGACAAGAUGGUGCUGACAAAGUCUGACCUUUACCCAAAUGACACCAUGGGAAUGGAGAACAAGACGGUCAUUGUGACAACUAUACUGGAAGCUCCUUAUGUGAUGCUGAAGAAGAAUGCUGAACUGUUCCAGGACAAUGACCGUUAUGAAGGUUACUGUGUCGACCUGGCUGCAGAAAUAGCAAAGCAUUGUGGGAUCCGCUAUCAGCUGAGGAUUGUGGGAGAUGGAAAAUAUGGAGCAAGAGAUGCUGAGACCAAGAUCUGGAAUGGGAUGGUGGGAGAGCUGGUGUACGGGAAAGCAGACAUAGCCGUCGCUCCGCUAACCAUCACUCUGGUUCGUGAAGAGGUGAUUGAUUUCUCAAAACCUUUCAUGUCUUUGGGAAUCUCCAUCAUGAUCAAGAAACCACAGAAGUCCAAACCAGGAGUCUUCUCUUUUCUGGACCCGCUGGCCUACGAGAUCUGGAUGUGCAUUGUCUUUGCCUACAUUGGCGUUAGUGUCGUUCUCUUUCUGGUAUCCAGGUUUAGUCCUUAUGAGUGGACGCUCGAAGAACCAGAGGAUGGAGCAUUACCAUUGACAACUGAAUCCACCAAUGAGUUUGGGAUCUUUAACUCCCUUUGGUUCUCGUUGGGGGCAUUCAUGCGGCAAGGGUGUGACAUCUCACCAAGGUCUCUCUCAGGUCGGAUAGUUGGAGGGGUGUGGUGGUUUUUCACUCUGAUCAUCAUCUCAUCAUAUACCGCCAACCUGGCUGCCUUCCUGACGGUGGAAAGGAUGGUUUCUCCCAUUGAGAGCGCUGAAGACCUCGCCAAGCAGACUGAGAUAGCUUAUGGGACCCUGGACUCUGGAUCCACCAAGGAAUUCUUCAGGAGAUCUAAAAUUGCCUUGUUUGACAAGAUGUGGCAGUACAUGAAAUCAGCAGAGCCCUCCGUCUUUGUCAAGAAAACGUCAGAAGGCGUACAGCGCGUCAGGAAGUCUAAAGGAAAGUACGCCUACCUGCUGGAGUCCACCAUGAACGAGUACAUCGAGCAGAGAAAACCCUGUGACACCAUGAAAGUGGGAGGAAACCUGGACUCCAAAGGCUACGGCAUUGCCACACCCAAAGGAUCCCCAUUAAGAGUGCCAGUAAACCUUGCCGUAUUGAAACUGAAUGAGCAAGGAACCCUAGACAAGCUGAAAAACAAGUGGUGGUACGAUAAAGGAGAGUGUGGCUUCAAGGACUCCACCAAUAAGGAAAAGACCAGCGCUCUGUCACUCAGUAACGUAGCCGGAGUCUUCUACAUCCUGGUUGGAGGUCUGGGUCUGGCCAUGAUGGUAGCUCUGGUGGAGUUUUGCUACAAGAGUCGUGCUGAAGCCAAAAAGAUGAAGAUGAAGUUCACCGAUGCGAUGCGUUCCAAAGCUCGUCUGUCAAUCACCGGGUCAACCAGUGAGAAUGGUCGCGUCCCAGUGGCUUACCUUCGUCCAGGAUUACCCAUGAGCCUCAGCAUGACGGAUCUCUCCUGACCACACCCACAUCAGUGCCUUACAGCCAUUCAACACACUUUCAUCCUUCCCCUUCUGUAAGUUACGUGGACAGAAAUGCUUGACCACCAGUUAUCAAGGGCGACCUGCCCUGAUCUUUCCUCCGGAGUUUAGCUGUUCAAACUCUGAGAAGCCCUGAGCUCACUAUUUAGCAUCUAGCUUAGAGAAACAAGACAGACGUCCCUCAAAUAUUUGGCUGUCAGGCUUCAGAAUAAAGACCUGCCAGUCCAUGAAGUGAAUCACACGCCCAUCAGCGAGAGAGACGGAGAGCAAAGGCUACUCCUGCAUAACUCCACUAAAAACAAUCAAGCACACUGGACAGUUUUUUAAUCAAAAACUACUCGUUUUGUAGAUUUUUGCUCCUCUUGUACAGAAAAACAAGGACAAUAGUGGCGCUCAUGCAAUAACAACAUUAAUCAGGGAUGUGAUCAGGAAGUGUGGCUAUCAGAGCAGAUCUUGUUUUAAAUGAAGACAAGUGCUGUGAAGAAGAAAAACUGAUGUCCUGAAUAUUCACAUCGAUAAAAUUAUAAAUAUUGUGAUAGCAGAUAAUGAUGUUGAUAAUGUUAUAGUUCCUUAUUGUUUUCCUCUUUUCUGCCUGAACGUCCAUCAUUAAUAGAGACAUUUACAGAACCAAGAGAUGCAUGGACUGGCACGCACAAACUCAAACAGGGAAGGGAAAUUCAAGUUAAAUCAGAUUUUAAUUAAUAAAUCGUUCUAUUAAAGAAAAGGGUUUAAUUCGUCUAUAAACAGAAAUGUAAUUAGUUACUAAAGAUAAAGCAAUAUUCUGUCUUUUAGUGUAUAUUAAUUUGUUGUUUGGUCAGUAUUGCUGUAAAUGUAUGAAUAUUUAUCUCUUGUUCAGCAGCCCGACAUGUAGAAUCAUGUUGAGUCUGUGUGGCGCUUGUCAAUAGUUGACGUGUACUGUUCCAGAUGUUUUUACUGGGUAGGGACAACUAAACAAGAGGAAGAACAAAAGUGGGCAGACGGUAGCUGAGCUGGUUUAAUGUAACAUUUAGGGUUAAAGACUGGAGGCUGCAAAGAAACAUCAUCAGGAUUUUUUCUUUCUUUAUUUAUUUUUUGUUCUAUUUUUUCUGUUUACAGCUACAGAAAAAAUCUUAAAGCAACACUGCUGAUCUUUAAUCAAACUUUGGCUUCCCCUAACAACGGCUAAUUCAGCAUCUGUCUUGCAUCCUGUCUCUUCCCAGCGAUCACGCCAGCCAGUAAAAGUCAAUCUGAUUUUUACUUUUGUCUUAUCUCUUGCUCUGUCAUUUUCUCUCUCUUUUCUUCUCUUCCCCUAUUAAUGUCCUGUAAACUGAAGCAGCAUCUCAGGAAAAUAGUUGUGUAGUGUGAUAAUUCAGCUUUGCAGUGCUGCUGGGAAAUGAUGGCUCCAGGAAUGUACAAAAAUAAAUGUCAGUGUGCCAUCAAUACGAGUCAGAAACUCGUAUUUUCAAGGUCAGAAGGUUACAUAGUGCUACUUUAAUGUGACAUUUAGCAGUAACAAAUGUGGAGGCUGCAAAGAAACAUCAUCAUUCUGACGUUUUUUUACUGUUUACAGCCACAGAAGAAAUAUGAAAGUCUCACUACUAAACUUUGAGAGAUUUUCUUACUUUAACACAUCCUUUAAAUGGCUUACUCAGCAGCUAUCCUCAUCCUGUCUUUUCUCUGAGCUCUCCCUAGCCAGUGAAAGUCAGUCUAAUGUUGAUUCCUGUCUUAUAGCUUCCUCUUUUACUUUCUCUCUUACAUUUUUUUUUUUGCCAAAUCAGCCACAGUGUCCGUUUAAAACGGCCAGUGUGUUGAUAACCGGUGCCAAAAAGCAAAAUGCUGCUGUAAAGGGACACAGUGAAGUGUGGUUUCUCAGCUUAGGGAUGCUGCUGGGCAAUGAUGGCUUCAGGAAUAUACAUAAUAAAUGUCACUGCACCAUCACAAAGAGUCAGAAAGGCAUAUUUUGAAGGUCAGAAAGUUAUGUAGAGCUAUGACAUUUAGCAGUAAAGAAUGUGGAGGCUGCGAAGAAAUAUCAUUUAACUGUUUACAGAUACAGAAGACAUAUUAAACUCUGUUUCACACUGAGAAGUUUUAAACUUGUUUAUGUAAAUAUGAUGACGAUGAAUUUCCCGUCCCUGUUCACAGACACACACACUGCUGACCGUAUGUACAGACACUGACGAACAUCAUCACACCGCACAUGAUCCUUACAUCUGCACGUGCACACGCACACGACAUUGUCAUGAGUUCUGAUGCCAACUGGAUGAUGUGCCAAACAGACUGAGAACCAAUCAGAGCUCUCAAUGCUCAGCCAAUGGCAGCUGCUGAUACUGAAACCUGAGCCAGUAGGAGCUCACACUGCUGUGAGUUGGACAAAAACAAAAACUGUGAACAACCUUCCUUUCAGAUGUGCACUGCAGUGACGGUGGUAACCAAGACAGCGAGGACGGCGAGGAUGAGGAGAACGUUUGCAUGUCACUUUGAAAUUUUUUCUCUCAGAUGAACUUGUCAGUCUGAACCCUGAUGACUGGCUGCAUAGUAGUGUUUAAUGAUGAUAGCAAUUAGAAUAAUAUAAACAAUAUUAAUUGCAGUAUUAAUGUGGUUCUUGUUAUGUACAGUGUAUGCUUUGAAGAGCUUGAGUCUCCUGUUUUAUUUCUCCGGAAAACAGGUUUUUUUUUUCUUCUCUUUUUUUUCUUAUCUUAUGUUUUGCUAGUUUGAAGUUAACUAAAGCUGCAAAGCUUCUCCAACACAAUGAAUGCUCAAGAUGAGCUCAACACUGAGUCCACUGGAGCUGAAAAAAUAUAUUUAUCUGCUUCCGUUUCUUCUAAUGAACUCAUUUGUGCCAUAACCACAUGUGGUAGGUCUAUCAUUCUGAGAUGUUCAUGGUCUUAUCAACCACUGAGAAAUGUGAAUAUGAUCACUUGCCACUCUGACUUUGUCUCUGGUUUAUCUUCUUUUUCUAUUAAACAUCAAUUUUGAAAA
Molecule: messenger RNA, 5921 nt
Organism: Melanotaenia boesemani (Boeseman's rainbowfish)
Lineage: Eukaryota; Metazoa; Chordata; Actinopteri; Atheriniformes; Melanotaeniidae
Product: glutamate receptor 2-like
Exons: 19
Coding region: 291-2942 (883 amino acids)
Biological process (GO): monoatomic ion transport; modulation of chemical synaptic transmission; synaptic transmission, glutamatergic
Cellular component (GO): dendritic spine; postsynaptic membrane; plasma membrane
Molecular function (GO): transmitter-gated monoatomic ion channel activity involved in regulation of postsynaptic membrane potential; AMPA glutamate receptor activity
Source: RefSeq, a predicted model, not a curated record